UGUUGUAUAGCGACUGCACAAACAUGCCUUCCACCCUUUAAUGUUAUUUCCAACUGCGCUGAUCUUAUGGCCAAUACAAUUUUAAGAGCAUCAAUAUGGAUUGUAGGAAUUAUUGCCCUAGUUGGCAACUUGUUUGUACUAAUAUGGAGAUUAAAGCAUCAAAAUAAAAAUUCCAUGGCUGAACAAUCUUAUUUUCGAAAACUGGUAACAUUUUUUAUGGGUAAUGCUGAAUCUGUAAACGUUCUAUUUGUAGAUGCACUGGCAAUUGCAGAUUUAAUGAUGGCAAUUUACUUGAUCAUCAUUGGAUCAACCGAUAUCUAUUACCGUAAGAAAUAUAGCCAUUAUGAUGAUUAUUGGAGGAAGAGUCCACUCUGUCACUUUGCUGGAUUUUUAGCCACGUUAUCUUGCCAAAUGUCCGUAUAUAUUUUGACCGCCAUCACUGUCGACCGACUGAUAUGCAUUAUCAGUCCAUAUAGCCCUUAUCGAAUUAAUUUAUCUACCGCUAGAAAGGCAAUCUUUUGGGGUUGGCUAAUCGUUAUUGUAACCAUUGGUAUACCAUUACUACCUGGUAUUCCAUAUUUCAGAAAUUUCUAUGGACGAUCAAGUGUUUGCCUGCCUUUCCACUUUUCUAAUCAAGUCGAUGGUACAGGUUGGCAAUAUUCCAUUAGCGUUAUUACCGUUGUCAAUCUAAUUGCUUGCAUGUUUAUUUUGCUAGCUUAUUUAGCUCUUAUGAUUAAGUUAAAAACCAGAAAGGUGAUGAGUCAUAGAAGUGCUAGACAAGAUCGUGUUGUAACAGUUAAAAUGAUCCUAGUCAUCGGUACUAACUUGUGCUGUUGGUUACCUAUCAUUGCCAUUACUUUCUUAGCAUUGUUUAAAAUCCAUGUACCUCGUGAAACAAUUGCUUGGAUAGCGGUGUUUGUGCUUCCAUUAAAUUCGGCAAUGAAUCCUGUCAUUUAUACGAUUGCAACGCAGGUCUUUAAAGACGCAUUUUUUAAGCCGAGAAUGGGAAAAUCUACAAGUACGGUCGCUCCUGUUAGUACAGUAUCUGACAUCAAGAUGAAAUAUAAUCUUUCAGAUUAUACUUUACCUUCCAAUAUUUCUAAAACCUAUUAA
Molecule: messenger RNA, 1113 nt
Organism: Trichoplax adhaerens
Lineage: Eukaryota; Metazoa; Placozoa; Uniplacotomia; Trichoplacea; Trichoplacidae
Exons: 1
Biological process (GO): G protein-coupled receptor signaling pathway
Cellular component (GO): membrane
Molecular function (GO): G protein-coupled receptor activity
Source: RefSeq, a predicted model, not a curated record